Molecule: messenger RNA, 588 nt
Organism: Lobosporangium transversale
Lineage: Eukaryota; Fungi; Mortierellomycota; Mortierellomycetes; Mortierellales; Mortierellaceae
Product: putative heavy-metal-binding-domain-containing protein
Exons: 5
Coding region: 41-481 (146 amino acids)
Source: RefSeq, a predicted model, not a curated record
UGCCUUUGAACUGAUUUUUGAGUCUUGACCCCCCUUUACCAUGCCUAAACAAAACCAACCUACCCGUGCUGUUGAUCGUCGUUUCAGCACGACUGCUUUCACCUUCCCAGGAUACGUCAUCGUACAAAGCCAUGGAGUUGUUCGAGGCUUGACUGUCCGCACACCCAAUGUAGGAAAAGCUGUCUUUGGUGCAUUUGCCUCGUUAGGAGGAGGCGAGAGUUUUACAUACAUUGAGAUGGCAGAAAAGGCUCGUGAAACAGCUUUUGUCCGCUUACUUGAGCACGCUGCUACUGUUGGAGGCAAUGCUGUCCUUGGUGUCCAAUUCACUGGACAAGAAGUCUGUGAGGGAAUGACGGAAGUCAUGGCGUAUGGAACAUCUGUAACAUUGGCUCCAGCACAGAGUGCUUCACAGCCUGCAUACCAACAGCCACAAAUUACAGCGCAACCUCCAUAUUCCCCAGAGGCUCCCCCUAAAAGUUAAAAAAUGGAAUCUCCAAGAAAUUCAUCAUCACAAUUUUUCAGGCGUUGCCCUCUUGUUUUCAAUAAAUACUCCCAUGCUGCACUGAUCAUGUGGAGAAAGCAUUAAUG